UAUGAAAGAAAAUCCUGAAAUAAUAGCUAAUAAUAACUUUCUUAGUAAUAAUAAUUAACUAAGAAUUACAGCUGUAUACGAAUCCACAGACGCAAUGUUAACGCAAAUCACAUGCGGUUAUCGCGGCAUUUAGGCCCCGCGCACACGGGCAACUGUUGCCGGCGACUUUUUUGUCGCGGCCAUGGCCUAGUAUGAAAGUGCGCACACGGGGCGACGCAACUUUUCACACAAAUACGAAAGUCGCCGAGCAACUUUGUUGCCCGUGUGCGCGCACCCUUAGAGAGGCUAUUACGUUACUUGUCAGUUUUGGCGCUGUCACUCUGUCAUGUCAUCUGUCAGUUGCAUGCACUGCACUGGUAAAAAUUGGUAUUGUUUUGUUUUGCCGGCGAAAGCGUGGUUAUUUCGUGUUUUAUUUGUUUGUGUAUUUUCUAUUUGUUUGACAAAUAAUUAUUGGAAAGCGAGGGCUUUAAGCACGAUGGAGGGAACAGCGCGUGUGAAACAGGAAGCCGAGUGGACUCUUGAAGUGACGGUGAAGGUGGAAGCAGACACUGCAGAGGAAGAGGAGUGUGCGGACGACGUGGCCGGGUGCGGAGUGAGCGCGGCGGCCCUGCUGGCCGGGCUGUACGCGGGCCACGAGGUGAAGGACGAGCUGGUGCUGGGCCCGGAGCACCCGCACCGCCCCGUACUCGCCCCGGUGCCGAGAGACACCGCCGGCUGGCACGCCACUCCGCCACACGCAGACUCGGACACUGAACAAGCAGUACACCAGACUCCUGACUACGACAGAGAGCCGGUGUGCGACCUGUGCGGACACCGCUUCCACUCCAAGACUGAGUUGCUGCGCCACGUGGCGGUGCACAUCCAUGUGCCCAUGAGCAUGGAGUGGGCGGCGGCGGCGGGCAGGCCCGAGGUGGCAGUCCAUGCGCCCGCUGCUGUCUCCGCUGCGGCGGGGCGGGGGCGGCCUCCCCGGGACAAACACGCGCGCGCUCACCCCACCACACCACCCUCCACGCGUUCCACCCGAGCAGACACACACUCCCGACCGACGACACGCGACUGUACAACAUCUAGCGAUAGACUCUUCGAGUGUAACGAUUGUGGGUACAAGUGCACGCAGAAAUCGACAUUAUUGACUCACAUGAUGAUUCACACUGGCGAGAAACCGUUCAAGUGUAAGCACUGUCACUACAGGACCCGGCAGCGAGAGUCCCUGCGAACUCACGAGAUGAGACACACCGAUGAAACCGUGUUUAAAUGUAACGACUGCGAGUACGCGUGCAUGAGCAAGGCGUACUUAAUAGAUCACCUGAGGAAACACACCGGCGACAAACCGUUCAGGUGUCAGCACUGUAACUAUAGAACCCAUCGUGCGGCUGGCUUAAGCGAUCACGUGAAGACACACGCUGAGGAAAAGCCGUUCGACUGUAGUGUCUGUGGCUACAAGUGCAAAACCAAGAAAAGCCUCCAGCGUCAUCAAACGACGCACUCCGACCUGAAGCCGUUCCGGUGUCGUUAUUGCGAAUACAAGUGCCGGCGGAAGAGGUACCUGCGCUUCCACGAGAUGAAGCACACUAGGGAGAAGACAGCUCAGUGUAGAUAUUGUGAAUACAAGUGCAUACAUGAAAUAACUUUAAGAAGUCACGAGAAGAGCCACGCUGAGAACAAAUUUUUUCAGUGUAGAUAUUGUAAAUGCAAAUGCGAGAAUGUUGUAGAGUUACGUAAUCAUAUGAUGACCCAUUACAAGGAAAGGCCUUUGAAGUGUAAUUAUUGCGAGUACCGGUGCAGGUGGAAAUCAUAUCUACGAGAUCACGAGAUGACUCACACUGGGGAAAAGCCUUUUCAGUGCAGUUUUUGUGGGUUCUGGUGCAGGCAGAGAUCAAGUCUACGAGACCACGAGAUGAAACACACUGGAGAAAAGCCUUUUCAGUGCCGUUUCUGUGUGUACAAGUGCAAGCGGAAAAAUAUUUUACGAAAUCACGAGAUGACUCACACGGGGGAUAAACCUUGGAAGUGUAGUUCCUGCGAGUACAGAUGCAGGCAGAAAGAAAGCUUGAAGAGACACGAAGCUACACACUUGUGAAAAGUCUUGGUGUGGACGUACGGGCCCUCUGGGGCUGUUUCAUGUUUAGUUAUACCCAAAUUGCCAACAGAAAUUGUGAUAACAGCAUCGUUAUUAAUUAUUACAUAUAUAUUAUUUUGUAAACUUUUUUAUGUAUUUAUAUUGUAAAAACAGGUAAGCUACAAAAAUAUGGUAAGAUAUUCUAAUAAAACAUGAAACAUCUUG
Leguminivora glycinivorella is the source of this 2284-nucleotide messenger RNA. RefSeq names its product gastrula zinc finger protein XlCGF26.1-like. The record is from RefSeq and is a predicted model, not a curated record. Gene Ontology annotation, biological process: regulation of transcription by RNA polymerase II. Gene Ontology annotation, cellular component: nucleus. The transcript is spliced from 4 exons. NCBI's taxonomy places the organism in Eukaryota, Metazoa, Arthropoda, Insecta, Lepidoptera, Tortricidae. The coding region runs from base 326 to 2080 and encodes 584 amino acids. Gene Ontology annotation, molecular function: DNA-binding transcription factor activity, RNA polymerase II-specific; RNA polymerase II transcription regulatory region sequence-specific DNA binding.